AUGAGGAUUUAUUCGCUGGAUCUGGCUCUGAAGUACUGCAACUACUUCUUCACCUCCAUGUUCGUGCUGGAGGCCGUGCUCAAACUCACCGCCUUUGGAUUCCGUCGCUUCUUCAAGGACAGGUGGAACCAGCUGGACCUGGCCAUUGUGCUGCUGUCCAUCAUGGGCAUCACUCUGGAGGAGAUCGAGAUCAGUGCCGCGCUGCCCAUCAACCCGACCAUCAUCCGGAUCAUGAGAGUUCUGCGGAUCGCCCGAGUGCUGAAGCUGCUGAAGAUGGCCACCGGGAUGAGAGCGCUCCUGGAUACUGUCGUCCAAGCCCUGCCUCAGUUUAACAUGAUUCAGAGCAGAAACGUGCAACCCGCCCCUGCCCGUCUGUGGUCGCAUACGGUUCUACGUCUAGAUGACUCAUUUAUGCUCAAACUGAAGCAUAGAGCCUGCCAGAGAGCGCCGCAGGGGGUGGUGUGUUUGUGGCUCAGCACCAUGGAGAGCACCAUGUGGCUCAGCACCAUGGAGGGCACCAUGUGGCUCAGCACCAUGGAGGGCACCAUGUGGCUCAGCACCAUGGAGAGCACCAUGUGGUUCAGCACCAUGGAGAGCACCAUGUGGUUCAGCACCAUGGAGAGCACCAUGUGGUUCAGCACCAUGGAGAGUACCAUGUGGCUCGGCACCAUGGAGAGCACCAUGUGGUUCUGUACCAUGGAGAGCACCAUGUGGUUCAGCAUCAUGGAGAGCACCAUGUGGCUCAGCACCAUGGAGAGCACCAUGUGGGUCAGCACCAUGGAGAGCACCACACAGUCAGCUCCACACACAGCACAUUUACAAGGAAAGUUCUGA
Messenger RNA from Knipowitschia caucasica, 834 nucleotides. Lineage: Eukaryota; Metazoa; Chordata; Actinopteri; Gobiiformes; Gobiidae. The record is from the annotation of a GenBank genome assembly.